Molecule: messenger RNA, 3006 nt
Organism: Melopsittacus undulatus (budgerigar)
Lineage: Eukaryota; Metazoa; Chordata; Aves; Psittaciformes; Psittaculidae
Gene: AMER3
Product: APC membrane recruitment protein 3
Exons: 1
Coding region: 1-3006 (1001 amino acids)
Biological process (GO): regulation of canonical Wnt signaling pathway
Cellular component (GO): plasma membrane
Molecular function (GO): beta-catenin binding; phosphatidylinositol-4,5-bisphosphate binding
Source: RefSeq, a predicted model, not a curated record
AUGGAGCUCAAGAGGGGAAAGACCUUCAUAAAAUCCAGUGUGCAACAUGAGAAAGGGCCACCAGUGCUCUCAGUUCCUAUAAGCAAAGACAAUACAGGGAAAGACAAAACAGCAGCUCUGGAGGGAAACCAAAGCGUAGCUGAAGUCCAGCUGGCAUGUGUGGCCACACACAAGAACUACAGAUUCUCUACCAGAGCAACAAGGAAUGGAGCUGGUGACCACAGCCUGGAAAAAUCAUCUGGGUCCUCCUACAAACUUGUAAGGAAGAGUAAAACCCAUGACUGUGUUGCUGAGGCAGACAAAACAGAGCACUGCAGCUCCAGCAGUAGGGCCUGUGAGGAAGGGUUUUCUGGAAAGGGUAAGGGCCGGCUUGUGAACAGCAUCAGCUUUUCAGGUAUGUCCAGCUCUUCCAGCAGUAAGAAAGAGUGUGUGGUCAGCCCCAACCAGUCUGCAUGCAGCAGCCAGAUGAUUGAUUACAGGAACUUUGUGCCACAGAUGCCUUUUGUACCAGCUGUCGCAAAAACCAUUCCAAGAAAGAGGAUUUCCCUCAAGAGAUCUAAGAAAGGGCUCAGAGAUAUAUUCCAUAUAAGAAAAAACAAACCAGACAGCCUCACGUUCCUGAUGGAGAAGGACAAGAAUCUGUCUUCUCCAGCCUGCAAGAGUGAGUUGUCCGGGAGCCUUGCGAAUUACCUUUUCAAAUCUGGUGAAAACUUUGCAGCUGACUACUUGUCCCAAGACUGUUCAGACAGUGAACUGCAGUCUGACUCUUCCUAUGACUGCUGCAACACCCUGUGUGAAGACGUUGCCUCUCUGAAGAGCUUCGACUCCCUCACCGGCUGUGGGGAAAUCUUUGCUGAUGAGAGCUCUGCUCACCUGGAGCUGGAGAACAGCAAGGAAGUUCUGCUGCGGCGAAGCAAGCACAAAGACAGCCCUGUCAUGGGCUCUUUCCAAGGGGGGGUGGAGCAGCUGGCCUCUCCUGGCCAGAGUGAGACUGCUGAAUUUGCAAAAUUCUGGGAUAACAUCAACAAAUCAGUGAGGCUGCAUCAGAGUGCUCUGUUUGAUAAGAAGGCACGGAAGGUACCUGGUCCUGACGUGGAAACACCUAAAAGCCAGGCUGCUGUGUCUGUGAUAGUCCCCCAGGUGUUGCCUGAUGAAGACGGUGACAAUUCCAAAGAGAGCUCCGCAGAAACAGGGACGCCAAAAAGUGACAAUCAGGAAUCCAUAUCCACAAGUGAUGAGGGCUACUAUGAUUCAUUCUCUCCUGGACAAGAUGACGAAAUGAAGGAAGCUCAGACCCCUGGGGUCCCAAGUAGAUUUCCAAGAGACAGCUACAGUGGAGAUGCCCUUUAUGAGCUCUUCUAUGACCCAAAUGAAGUAAAAAUAAACUCUGUCUUAGACGAUGACCUGUGUGCAUCUGAAAGUUUUUCAGAACAAGCCAUUGAAAUCCCUUUGUCCAUUUACAGCUUUCAUGUUGGAGCUGAGGAGAACAUGGCUUCCCAACCGGCUCUAGACAUUAUCAGCCAGGGUUUUUUCCACAGCACAUGGAAAGGCAAAGAGUGUUUGCUAAAGCUCUGCGAUACUGAGCUUUCCCUGACCAUGGGCAUAAUAAACUGGCUGCGUAAACAUGCAGGACUCAUUUCCUCCCCUGACUCUCCUCAGAGUGCUCAGUCACAGCCAGACAAGUCUAAUGGUUCAUCAAUCCCAACCAGCCCCAGUCCAGAGCAGAAAGUGAGCACAGCUCAGCAGGAGCAACCAAGCAAACAAGAAUUGAAUGCAUUUAACCUAUGUGUGUCCUUGGAUGAAAGCAAGCAUGCAACCCAAGCUUCCUCAGAAAACAUUGCUGAAAGAGACCACAGCCUAGACUCUUGCCUGAACACAUCUAAUCUGGAUUUCCAAGGCAGGGAAGGGAAUAGCCACAAGGAUCCACCUACAGCUCCUGGGAAGGCGGAAAUUACCAGAGCACCAAACUACACACCACGCUCACUGGAUAACACAGACAAUCUGCUGACAUCUUCAACUGAGAUUGAGAAGAUGACAAUCACAGAUGCAUGUGAGACAUCCAGAGACAAAACCCCACUGCCAGAAAAGCUGAGCAGAGAGAGUGGCUCUCAGAGCUCUGAAAACCCUCUGUUAGAUGACAAUAACGAAGUAGAAUCAUGUUACUCCUACAAGACUGCUGCGACCUCACUCCUGGACACCCUUGAGAGGGAGGACAGAAAUAAACCAACUUAUCACUCUGUUUCCUGUGACAAACCACUGCAGCCUCUGACUCCCAGACACUUUCAGAAUUACAUUAGCCCCACACCAACAGAGAGCAGCCCUAACAUAGUGCAGCUCUUAGAGCGCUGUGUAACUCAAGUGGCAUCAUUUAAAAUCAGCUAUGAAAACAAGCACCUGGAAGACAAAUGCAUUGGGAAUGAAAUGAACAAUAUCAUUUGUAAGAUAUCUCAGUACAAAAACAAGUUACUGCUGCAAAAUGAAUGCAACUGCAUUGCCCAAAAUCCAGAAUACUCAACUAUUCCUGGCACAAACCAAUAUGAGACAAGUUCCCAAUCUGGCAGUCUGUAUCAUGUGAAGCAAAACGGGGAGCAAAGUUACUCUGAACAUCAGAAAAGUAGAGCAAAAAUCCUAGACGAGGUCACUAGAAGCAAAAUGAACUUUGAAUAUGCCCAGGUAAAUAAUCAAGCACUCUGCUGUUUAAAAGACAUUACAUUUGACCUCAGUCCAAGUGACUGUGCCCCUGCUACAACUCUUAGUAGACCAACAUUUUUACCUCUCUUUAACUCUGUCUGCUCAGACAUACCUGCUACUUUCUCACAAGCUUCAUGCAGCUCCACCAUCCCUCAUGCUGACCUGGUGCAGUCCAAGGAGCCCAAGCACUGCAGCCCAGGGCUGUGGAGUUAUGCAGAGACUCCCUGCAGGGGCAUGGCUCAGUUGAGUGCUCUGUCCCCUCACCUAGAGGCAUCAACCCCGGACACAGCAGUGACAGGGAGGAACCACCAGUAA